Molecule: messenger RNA, 2158 nt
Organism: Lecanosticta acicola
Lineage: Eukaryota; Fungi; Ascomycota; Dothideomycetes; Mycosphaerellales; Mycosphaerellaceae
Source: the annotation of a GenBank genome assembly
AUGAGUCUCCUCUCCCACACAGGCCUCUUGGGCGAGAGCCUGAAGGGCAAAUGGCUCCAGACGGGCAUCUGCGUCACCGCGUCUUCUGGGUUUCUGUUGUUGGGAUAUGACCGUAAAGCACCUCCCUGCUAUCACUCACCACUCACCGCCCACACAUGCUGACAAUAGAUGGGAAAUCAAAACAGAAGGCGUAAUGUCCGGCAUCAUCACCGAGCCCAUCUUCCUGCAGACCUUCCCGCAGAUGAACCAAAACAACAAAUCCGGAGCGAUCCAAUCCCUCGUCGUGGCCAUCUAUGAAAUCGGAUGCCUGUUCGGGGCCGUGGGGAUCAUCUGGUUCGGGGACAAAAUCGGAAGGCGGAGGAGUAUCUUAUUAGGAGGUUCGAUUAUGAUUGUCGGGGCGAUCAUCCAGACGAGCAGUUUUGGGCUGGCGCAGUUGAUCGUGGGGAGGAUUGUUACCGGGGUUGGCAAUGGGAUGAAUACGAGUACGAUUCCGGUCUAUCAGAGUGGUGAGUUUUCCCUUCUCGAAAAAUGUGGGAGUGGGUGCAAGGGGGAAUGAGGGAGGAGAGUGGGCUGAUGAAACGGGUGUGAUAUGGUAGAAAUUGCACCGCCGAAGAUCCGCGGGUUCCUCGUUCUGUUCGAGGGAGCGUUGAUUACGCUGGGGAUUGUCAUCUCCUACUGGCUGAAUUAUGGGUUCUGGUUCGUGACGGAGUAUGGGUCUCUGCAGUGGCGGUAAGAUCACCUUCCCCCCAAGCCCUCCAUCCCAAUUUGUUUACCCUGCACUAAACAAACAAACCAAAACCUCAGUUUCCCCAUCGGUUUCCAGAUCUUCUUCGCCGUCCUCCUCCUGCUCGGCAUCGCCCUCUUCCCCGAAUCGCCCCGCUGGCUCCUCAAACACGGCCACGACGCCGCCGCCGCCGAGAUCAUGGGCCGUCUCGAAGACUGUCCCGCGGAUUCCGAACAGGUGCAGAACGAUAUCGCGGAAAUCAAAGAGAUCAAUCGCGAAGACGAGGGGAGACAGCUCACCUGGAGGGAAUUCUGUAGUAAUGGGAAAGCCAUGAAUGGCUGGAGAGCUUCGGCGGGGAUUCUCAGUCAGGCGUUUCAACAGAUUGGUAUAUAUAUAUCUCCCUCCCUUCUCCCCCUCUCUUCAUUCUUCUACAUAUACUGAUUGGAGAUCUUCUUUCUCUCUAGGCGGCAUCAACCUCGUCACCUACUACGCCACGACCGUCUUCGAGACCUCCCUCGGCUUCGACGGCACGCUCUCGCGCUUCAUGACCGGCUGGCUCGGCACGGAAUACUUCCUCGCCGCCGUCGCGGCGCUCUUCGUCGUCGACAAGCUCGGCCGGCGCUUCCUCAUGAUCUUCGGCGCUUUCGGCAUGGCCGCCUCCCUCUGCAUCAUCGGCGCCUGUCUCUCCUACGCCACCAAGCAGAAUAAAGCCCCCGCGUACGCCGCUACGGUUUUUAUCUUUGUCUAUGAUACGUUCUUUGCGCUCGGGUGGUUGGGGGUUACUUGGGUGGGUUUUUUUCCUUUUUUUUUUUCUUUCUUUCUAUUGCUUCCCUUUUACUUUUCCGAACCAUGGGAUGUGUGUGAGAGCUGUCUUGCUGAUCUGGCUUCUGAAAUGAUUUACAGUUAUACCCCGCCGAAGUCACACCGAUCCGCAUCCGCGCACAGGCAGCCGGCCUCUCGACCGUGUCGAAUUGGUUCUUCAACUACGCCGUGGUGCAGCUAGCGCCCAUCAUGAUCAACAAGAUCGCAUGGAAGACGUAUUUCGUCUUCUUCUGCUUCAAUAUCGCUUUUAUCCCCGUCAUCUACUUUGUGAGUUCUUUCUUUUCCCAUCCAUUCAUUCAUUCCCUCACGUUGCCUUUUUUUCCUUCUUUCGCUGACCGACCGCUUUUUCUUUUGUUUGUUGUUUUGCAGUUCUUCCCCGAAACAAACGGCCACAAACUCGAAACUCUCGACGCCAUCUUCGCCACCGCGCACGCCAAGGGGGAAAACCCCGUGUGGACGGAACGGCGGUACAGGAAGGGCAAGGAGGAUUUGGACCCGGAAGAGACGGCGGAGGCGAAUAAGGGCGAGAAGGCCGGUGGUGGUGGUGGGGGCGGGGGUGGGGAUCAUUCGCCCGGAGAGGAGAUUGAGGAGAAGGAAUUCGUGGGGUCUUAA